This is a messenger RNA of Stereum hirsutum FP-91666 SS1, 789 nucleotides long. RefSeq lists its product as uncharacterized. The coding region runs from base 1 to 789 and encodes 262 amino acids. The transcript is spliced from 4 exons. The record is from RefSeq and is a predicted model, not a curated record. Lineage: Eukaryota; Fungi; Basidiomycota; Agaricomycetes; Russulales; Stereaceae.
AUGCCUAUCGCCAACCCCACUACACUCGCAAAACUUUCAUACCUUCGUGAACCUGCCGAGAAACAGAAUGAAAGAGCUAAGCAGUUGCUCGGGAAGACUCGCCAGCAGAAGGCUCAAGACUCACACCGGCCAUAUAACUCUACUGAAACUCGAGAAGCUGUCACCAAAUAUUUUGACGAGCUUCCUGAUCUUCACGUCACCCCAUACCACUGGCAGGCAGGGCAUGCCACAAUUAUAUCCGUGCGAGUAUUUGUCCCCUCAGAGGCCUCUCUUUCAAUGCUGCCACUCACAUUUGCUAAUGGAUAUAAGGGAGGAUUGCUACUCGGAGGUCUCGCUGCUUGGCUCACGACACCUCCCCCUGUGGCGACAAGGUUCGACUACAGCACGCGUGGCCCAUAUAUAUGCCUCCUCGUGUCGUUUGCUUUCACCUGGGGAGGUCUCAUCGCUGGCUCCGUCCUACUGUACACAAUACCAAUGUGUACAGGAUCAUGGUUCUUUCAGACCCUGAUGGGCACCCGUUCCCACGUCUGUUGCACAUUACUCCUGAUCACAUAUCCUUUCCUUUCCAUGGGUUUCGCGACCGCCGUUGGGACCAUUGGACUGCUCUUGGCUGCAUGGAACUCGGAGGACAAUAUCAUCCGGAUUGGCUGUGCAUUUGUCGUCCUUGUACCGGCGUCUUUGGCCUUUGUGGGGAUGUGGACACAGAGGUACUUGGUAAGGGACUGGGUCCUGAAUGAGACCCACUCACGAACUGUCCGGUCUUCGGGAUACCGAGAUCACACACCCUGA